AUGGGUAGCAGUUCUUCUAGGCAACAAGGUCCGAGUCGAUCACAGUCCUUGGUUUUAUACGACAACAAAAAAGCAAGCGAAGCCGUUGAGCAUGUCAGAAGCGAUUUUGUCGAUCCACGUAGUUUGGUGGACAAACUUCGUCCCGGAGACAUGAUUCAAGUGAAAGGAAACAUGGUCCAUCAGUGGUUCUACAGCCAUUUUGCGAUUUUCAUUGGUAAUGGCGAGAUAGUCCACGUUGAUUCUUCCGACAGUAUGUUAAAAAAAUGCGAUGUCGUAAGAAUACACAUGGUGGACGCGUUGAAAGGCAAACUGGUCAGGAAGAACAACCAUUUGGAUAACGCUGAUGGUUUUCGCGACAAGAUUCAAUCGCCUGGCCAAAUUGUGAAAACAGCGAGAGGUUGGGUUGGCAAGUUUUGGGAUUACAACUUCUACACCAACAACUGUGAGCAUUUUGUUACACUGUGUCGAUACGGCCGCCCGAUUAGUCUUCAAUCUAGUGGCAUCGGUGACUUGAUGUCUGGGAAGAUUACCACCAAGGAGUUUGUGGAUCACAGUGUGUACAGCAUCAAGGAGAAAGCGAGUACUUUGUGUGCCUGGAUCAAGCGUAAAGCGAGAGGCUUGUGGGAUGGGAUUGAGUAAGUAGAUAUUAAAUAAUUUUGGUUUAGUUUGCCCACUUUUAUUUCCAGGGCGUUGAAACAUGACGGUAAAAUUAUUAGUAAACAAUUAAAGUUCUCUCAUGAGAAACAUGAACAUUGAAGUUUUGCGUUAAUCUAAAUGUGACUGUACGUGACUGUACGUAUCAUGAUAUUAAAUCCAGCUUAAUUUCUAAUAUUUAACACAUUGAUGUAAAAAGCUUCAUCGCAGACAAAAUCGUCUUGCGCAUUUGAAUUUUUCGCAACAAACAUCGAGAGAAGCAUGCGCACGAAAAAUUAUAUGGCUCAUGCGCAGCGAUAAAAAUCACUCUGGUGAGGUGUAUCUGUAAUAGAAUGGCAAAGCAUGUAUAGGCUACAAAAGUAACAACAUAUGAUUAAGCACUUGAGGCCACAAGGUUUUCUCAGAAAACGAAGAGUUUUCCUGUUAAUUGUGUCGCUUUCGCUUUCUGUAUUGUGAUAAUCAAGCAUGUGGUGCUUCCACUUUUUCAAAGAACGUCCUGGAAAAGUUUGCAGAAGGUGAAACCACAGAAACUGUAUAAUACUAUUUUUGUUAUGAUCGAUUAUUUUUAAGCAUAUCACGACCCAAUUAUCCAAAGUAGUCACUAUAUGCACGCAGUAAACACGUCUACAUCCUCACAUACAGUAUUAUAUGCAUGAUAGUUGGAUUUUGUUUUAGCCGAAUCUUAUGGAUUUAAUUGUCGACUCAGAAUGGAUUAUGUAAUUUAUGUUGAAUUAGUAAUGAUCGACUGGGACCAAUAUAGUUGUUCGGCGCAACAUGCAUGCAUUUCUAUAUAUGAACUCAUCAGAAUGUUUGUCGUUGCAUUAAUUCGCGAGAGCUUUACAGUUUGUAAAAUAGAGUAAUUAUAAUAAGUCAAUUACGACUAUGAGCAAUAGAAGUGUCCUUUAAUUAUUUAGCUUUCUGCAGUCCAAAAUUUCGGAAACUAAUUUCGAACAAAUACAGGCUGCGAGCAGUAGGCCUUUAUAGAUUGUGCUCGGCAACUUAUGAGCAAGUUUUGGAGUUUUAUGCAACAGACUUUUUGCCUUUCGAGCAACUUCGAGCGACUUUUACUGUGCGGGGCAACUUUUGACUGUUUAUAAGCACCAAAUGAGCAACUUUCAACCUUUUUAAGCAUAGAAUGAACAUUUGGGGAAAUAAAAGGAUUAAAUCAAACAUUUAAUUUAAUGAAAUAAAAAAUUUGCAAAUAAAGAAUGUCGUAUAUAGCCGUAGAGAUCAUUGUUAAUUUGUACCCAUGAAUGCUAUUGGACAAUGGACAGCAUGCAGUAAUUAUUUAAAGAUGCCUGCGAACAACAAUUGAAAUUUACAGUAGAAAUUCGAUGAGACCUAUGGUCAGAUGGUAGACAUGUAUAGCCGCCAUUUUGCUUCAAAAUGUCGAUAAGGUCUCGUUUAAUUUUGUCUGAUACACCCUGUAUAAAGGUGCAACCGUUCCGUACGUUGUAACCAAUAAUCUAUUGGCGUUGUAAUGCCAUUGUAUGCAAUAAAGUAUUGGGUUGUAACUGAAGGCAAAACCACAAUCAUUAGACAAAAUUUUGGUUAUAAAUGUAAUUGGCUUAGCUUGGUGGAUGUUGGGGAGGCAGGAGGGCGUAUAUUCCCCGGAGGGGUAGCGGGCCACCGGCUUUCGGCUUUAGGGUUAGGGGGUGGGGUUAGAGGUUAGGGGUUAGGGUUUGGAUUAGGAUUAACGUUUGGAUUAAACGUAUACCCAUUACAACCCAAUACUUUAUUGCAUAUAAUGGCAUUACAACGCCAAUAGAUUAUUGGUUACAACGUGCGGAACGGCUGAUAAAGGGCACAUAUCACAAAGAGACAUUGUAUGAUAGCACAGACAUAUAUAGUCACAUAUAGCUCUGUGAAAUAGAUUCGAACUAGUAUUAAUUAAUGGGCACUGAUCUUAUUUAACCUCUUUUAAUAUUAUGUUCUAUUACUAUGACUCUAGCCUAGCGAACAGGCUACAAAUGAUCAUAACCUGUGAUUUGUUGGGGUGUACAGACGGAUAAGAUUAACAAUUGUUUAUUGUAAUUCUUGGGUUUUUGCUUUCCAGACUACGGAUUGAACGCUAUCCAGCUCUGGAAGGAUAGUUGAACAUCUCUGACGCAAUAAACAUUCUUCAACAUCAUGGACAAUAAACUGAUUAACACAUGAAUUGAUCGCAGUUGGUAAAUUUGAUUUCGU
Molecule: messenger RNA, 2841 nt
Organism: Paramuricea clavata
Lineage: Eukaryota; Metazoa; Cnidaria; Anthozoa; Malacalcyonacea; Plexauridae
Source: the annotation of a GenBank genome assembly